This is a messenger RNA of Panicum virgatum (switchgrass), 1287 nucleotides long. RefSeq lists its product as uncharacterized. The coding region runs from base 1 to 1287 and encodes 428 amino acids. The record is from RefSeq and is a predicted model, not a curated record. The transcript has a single exon. Lineage: Eukaryota; Viridiplantae; Streptophyta; Magnoliopsida; Poales; Poaceae.
AUGGAUGGUGUCAAACAAUUUAUGAGCUUUGUUAAAGGGAAAUUCAGUGACAAUGUUGAAAUUCUAUGCCCCUGCAGUAGAUGUCUUAAUCAGAAGUACCUAGCUCAGGCUCUUGUGAAGAAACACAUACUAAUGAAUGGCAUGGACAAUAGCUAUACUCGAUGGAUUCAUCACGGAGAGGAUUUAAAUGUGGAAGUUAUUGAGCAUCUUCCUGCUGGUAUUGUGCAUUGUAGUCAUAAUUGGUCCACAGAUGGAAUAGGUGUGACAGAGGAGGACAGCAAUGAUAUUGAUCCUUUGGAAGCAUUUUUAGGAGACCUACAUACUGCUGCAGCACAGGAAGAUAGAGAGGUUGGAGAAAAUAAGGAUGGUGAUACAGAAUCUUGUGAGCAAGACACAUUUUUUAGAAUUGCCAUGAAAGAGGCAAAGUGUAUGCUCUAUCCUGGUUGUACCAAAUUUUCGAGGUUCUCAUUUGUGGUAAAGCUGAUUCAUAUGAAGUCACUAUACAGGAUAAGCAAUUCUGCUUUUACUACAAUAUUGAAGCUAUUGGCUGAAGCAUUCCCAGAAUACAAUACCCUUCCAAAAUCAUAUAAUGAAGCAAAGAGCAUUUUAAAGGAAUUAGGUCUUGGGUAUGAAUCCAUACAUGUGUGCCAGAACAAUUGUGUGCUGUUCAGGAAGGAAUUUGUCAAGUUUGACAAUUGCCCCGUUUGUAGUCUCUCUAGGUGGAAAGACCCAGAAAGGAAGAAGAUUCCAGUGAAAGUGUUGCGUCAUUUUCCAUUGGUACCGAGGCUGAAAAGGAUGUUUGCAACCAAAGAAGCAUCAGAACAAGCUCAAUGGCACAAGUUGAAGCGGCAACCCAGUGAGAAGGAAAUGAGCCACCCAGGUGAUGGUGAGGCAUGGCAGGAUUUUGACCGAGAAUAUCCAGAUUUUGCAGAUGAUGCAAGAAACCUUAGACUUGGCCUUGCUACUGAUGGUUUCAAUCCCUUUUCAGAGAAGAACACAAAAUACAGCAUGUGGCCUGUAUUUGUUGUGCCAUAUAACCUUCCUCCUUGGGCAUGCAUGCAGGAGUCAAAUUUCAUGAUGGCUCUGCUUAUUCCAGGUCCUACAUGCCCCGGGAAGGAUUUUGAUUUAUUUCUUGAGCCUCUUAUAGAUGAUUUACUUGAGCUUUGGAAUGGGGUCCGUACAUAUGAUGCUAUUACUCGAAAAACAUUUAAACUUCGUGUUGCAGUUUUGUGGUGCAUCCAUGAUUAUCCAGCUUUGAGCACUCUUUCUGGCCGUACCACAAAAUGA